This is a messenger RNA of Bursaphelenchus okinawaensis, 595 nucleotides long. Lineage: Eukaryota; Metazoa; Nematoda; Chromadorea; Rhabditida; Aphelenchoididae. The record is from the annotation of a GenBank genome assembly.
AUGCUCUGUUUUCAAUCAAUCAUUGAGAAAUCACUACGAUUUACACAAAAUAAGUAAGCGAAAGGUCGCCGUUUAUAUCCACAGACAUCGAAAUGAGAACUUUGUUGUGUUUUUUCUUAAUAUUUAGUGUCGUUGUUGGUAUUCCCAACUUGUUUGGUACCGAACAAAGUGCCGCAGUACGAGGAGUACUGAAGUGUAAUGGAGAAGGAGCUGCCAAGGUCAAGGUGAAGUUGUAUGACGUAGACAGAACGGACCUAGAUGAUCUGAUGGCAGAAGGAGAAACAGAUUCAGAUGGCAGAUUCGAAUUGUCAGGCAGAGAAACCGAGUACACCAGCAUUGACCCCAAACUCAACAUGUAAGUGUACUACAGUAUAAUGUACUUCUGACUUUGAACACUGUAGCUGUUACUUAUGUACUUGCCAAAUUUAGUUACCACAAAUGUCGGGACCCAGAUGCUCUAUGCUUCAAAAAGAUUGAAAUCGUCAUUCCUGAUUCCUUUAUCAGUCAAGGAAAGAUUGCCAAAAAGACCUUUGACAUCGGAGAACUGAACCUGAAUGCUGAGUACGGUGGAGAAACAGCCGACUGCUUUAACUGA